Molecule: messenger RNA, 1697 nt
Organism: Dermacentor andersoni
Lineage: Eukaryota; Metazoa; Arthropoda; Arachnida; Ixodida; Ixodidae
Product: lipase member N-like
Biological process (GO): lipid metabolic process
Molecular function (GO): hydrolase activity, acting on ester bonds
Source: RefSeq, a predicted model, not a curated record
GCGACUAAGCAGGGCCUGUGUGCGCCACUCUGCGGUACCUCGUGACGCGAGCUGUAAGUAGCGGAGAUGGGUACCUUCAACACAGUCGGCGGCCGUUUGCUUAUCGUUUUCACACUGACUGCAAGUACUCUUGGAAAAGCAGAAGAUGAACGGACACUGCAAGCCCACCUGACUCCCUGCGAGCUCAUCAAGUACCACGGCUACCCCUGUGAGCUCAGUUAUGCGACCACGGAUGACGGGUACGUGCUUGAGGUGGACCACGUCCCUCACGGUCGCGAGGGUAGCCCUUCCGCCGCAGGCGACCAGAAGACGUCUCGCUACCCGGUCCUGUUGGUGCCCGCCUUCACCAGCGCUUCGGACAUGUGGUUCCUGAAUUACCCUUCGCAAAGCCCUGGUUUCCUGCUAGCGGACAGCGGCUUUGACGUGUGGUCCAUGAAUUCGAGGGAAGCUAAACCGUACUCUAACCACACGACGCUCUCUCAGGGUGACCGCAAGUACUGGCAUUGGAGCUUCGACGAGAUCGGCCGCUACGACGUGGCGGCGUGCGUGGACCACGUUCUCAAGGCCACCGGCGCUCCCAAGCUCACGAUAGUGGCACUGUCCCAAGGUGUAACCAUAACCCUGGUCUUCCUGUCCACGCGCCCUGAGUACAACAAAAAGGUCGACCUUGUGAUUGCGUACGGUCCCGUGGCGAACAUCACACAUUCGGGGCGACCUUUGUCUCUGGCGAUGCCUCUCCUUCCACCUGUGCUUUUCGCUCUUGACCCCUUGUGCAGGGGAGCUUAUGUUGGAGUAGGUGGUGGUGUGAAGCGGUUUUUCUCAAAAAUUUGUGAAGUCGCCACAGGCCGCCUUUGCUCCCCUGCGUUCACCCUAACGCUCUUAAGCAGUCCAGCUCAGCUCAAUAAGACGCGUAUUCCCGUCUACGUCGGCCAUUUCCCUAUGGGUACGACUGUUCAAAACAUGCGCCACUACCACCAGAUUUACAAGGCGCAAAACUUUGUUAUGUACGACUAUGGUGCAACGGAAAAUCAGCGGCGCUACGGCCAGAGGGCGCCACCGGCUUACCCCCUGGAACUUAUCACCACACCCAUUGCUCUAUUCACAUCGGAAGGAGACUUUGUGGCUGAUGCUCGUGACGUAGCUGACUUGGUGACGAGACUCGGAUCGAGCGUAAUUCUCCACCACGUGGUCUCGGAGAAAAAGUUUGGGCACGUGGACUUCGCCUUGGGAUACAAUGCCAAAGAAUUCUUGCACAAUAUCGCUAUCGAUGUCAUCCGACAGCAUGCGACACGGAGGUCGUGAAAACUGCUGCCUUCAAAACGGAACCUUAGCUUGCCUAUGCCACCUUUGAGAGAGCGCUAUAAUAUGUGGUAAAGAUAUAAAAAUAACAAAAUUCUCGGUUCUUCGAGUAUAGUGGUGUACAGAAACGUGGUACUUCUUUUUGCAGACCGUUAACCUUCAGUUUACAAGACACUAUUCAAAGCACUAUUCUAGACACUGUUGUACCAGAUACUACAACACAAAAAGAUAAAUAUCCUGAUGGAGGUACCUAAAGUAUGACAUUACUUAAUACUUGACAUAUCAAUCGUACACUGAAAACAUUGUGAUGGAUGAGAGACUGGCACCCUGUUUUAAGUGUGUCGCUACAUAUCUGCAGCUGCAAAUAGGCCGAAUAAAAUUUUAAUAGGGUUGUGGAA